This is a messenger RNA of Phaeoacremonium minimum UCRPA7, 1812 nucleotides long. RefSeq lists its product as hypothetical. The record is from RefSeq and is a predicted model, not a curated record. Bases 1 to 1812 code for a protein of 603 amino acids. NCBI's taxonomy places the organism in Eukaryota, Fungi, Ascomycota, Sordariomycetes, Togniniales, Togniniaceae. The transcript has a single exon.
AUGAAAGUAAUCUUGUCUGUCCUGAUAGCUGGCUCUCUGCCUGUCGUCCGCGCUACUUUCUCAAUUGCAAAGUGUUGUACACUUGCCGUCCGCCAGGACUUCCAUGCUUACAUCGCCGACUUUUAUCCCUGGGAGGUCUGCAGCUUCAAUACCGAAAUCGACUAUGGCAAUAAUCAAACACUACCUUCGAUUGUCCGAAGCAUGGCGUGGGCCAAGGAAUACUGCCGAGGGGCCGAGUAUAGCUCACUCAAACAAUGGCUGCUGCCCCUGUCGACAUACAUAUCUCCAUACAUCGGCGUCCUUCUCAUAUGUCCUGUUGGUGAUGUUGCAGUCCACGUCUUAGAGGGCAGAGUCUGGAAGCCUCUCAACAGCGUCUUCAACGGCCUGGCAAAGUAUAUCCAAGAGUACGUGAGCAUUCUUGGAGAUCCAGGCAGCGCCAUGUUUGGUGCUCUGAACGAGAUCUGGUCUGAUGCAUGGGCUUUGAGCAACUUGAAGCUUGACAAGGUCACCAAAACUCUAGGGAUUCCCUCGGAAGAGCCGACCGAGGCUCUGCUAUCUGACACAAGUGCAAUGUGGAUCGCGGUUCUCGCAGGAGAUAUCGAGUUCACUAGAAAGACACGAUGGUAUGGCAGAGGAGGAUCCCAGUCUACUGAUGUCCUUGGGUAUAAAAACAUUGCCAAAUCCGAGGCUCAGCUUGGUGGCGAGACGUCUCUCCUAAAUAUCUCGCCGGGUGAAAAGGACCAGCAAGCUUCCGCCUCAGAGAACCCUCUCAAAGAUGCAUCACAGGAUGAAGACAAGAUCAACAAGGCAAUCGAGAUGGUGAUCAUAGCGCGUAAAGGGUUUGUCAGCGGAAUUCUUAUUCCUGUGCUCCUGCUUCUUGCCGUCACAGCUGCAACAUUCUAUGAUGCCUAUUCGAAGAUGGGAGACAAGGACACAGGUCUGGCAUUAGCAUACUGUGUCUGGUUCUCAUGGGUCCUGGUGCUCGGUGUUGCUGGUAACUGCUAUGCCAGCGCGAUCAACCCCGGUCUUGCAGAACGAGCGUUUUCGACGGUGCUGAACUUCGGCGGCGCGCCCUUCGCCACGUCGCUACGGCACAGAUAUGUGAACAAUCAUUACUGGGAAGAAUGGGCGAAUUCAAAGCAUCCUGAUGCCGGAGAGUUCGCGUCAGCAGCUAGAGAAUUACUGUCGAAGUGGACUUUCUGGUUGCGUUUCUGUGCCGGACAGCUGCUCGGCUUCUGCGUCGUCGCAUUUUCAUCGGCGUGUGCGGUCGCCAUCGCGUGGACUACCCCGACUGUGGGUCUAGGAUGUCGAUCCUUUAACUUCAUUCUGUAUGUAGUCUUUGCCUUCGUCAAUGCAUACCUGCACGUGCUGUGCUCGUGGCUUACGGUCCGUGAAGACGGGAAGGAGAGCAAAUCGAUUAGAGAAGGUCAAGCAUCCUCUGCAAUUUCUUUCUCCCAAAAGCUCUCGGCCUUAGUCGUCGUCCGGGGGAUAUAUUGGUUCUUCGUCUUCGUUAACUCCCUGGUCAUGGUUCUCGGUACAAUCUUCCACCUUGUUGGUGUGUUCCGGACCUGUUGGUGCGAGCGCUUGACGUGGGUGGAUUCGACUCUGAUAGAGCUCAACAGCAAGACUCCACAGGCUGUAGACAACGCACGCAGAUACUGGCUGUCAACUGCAUAUGUGGCCUUCGGUAUCGUCUGGCUGAUGUGUCUCACUGCUAUUGCUUUUCGUAGAUAUAUUGUGCAGAAGAUGGAAGAUUGGCUGGAGGCUCGUGAGGCCGAGGGGGUUCCAACAGAGGAUCCUAGGUUAGACUAG